Molecule: messenger RNA, 950 nt
Organism: Lycium barbarum (goji berry)
Lineage: Eukaryota; Viridiplantae; Streptophyta; Magnoliopsida; Solanales; Solanaceae
Product: E3 ubiquitin-protein ligase CCNB1IP1 homolog
Exons: 6
Coding region: 57-950 (297 amino acids)
Biological process (GO): chiasma assembly
Source: RefSeq, a predicted model, not a curated record
UUAUCCAAAAACAGAUUACGUUCCCAUAGAGACAUGUAUGUUUGCGCAGUUUUCUCAUGGAGAUGAUUUUGGUGUACAACUGCUAUGAUUCCUUAACAAUGUUAAUAGGUCAGAAUGAUGCUAGCAAGAUUCUCAGCAAUGAUGCCGCUUGUCCUAUCUGUGAUCAAGUUCUGUCUAAAAGUCUCAUGAAACCUGUGGACAUCAAUCCAGGCGAUGAAUGGAUAAAUAUGGUCAUGGCUGGAAUUACACCACAGAUAUUAAUGAAGAGUGCCUACAGAAGUGUGAUGUUCUACAUUGGGCAAAAGGAAUUGGAAAUGCAGUUCAAGAUGAACAAGAUAGUAGCUCAAUGCCGUCAGAAAUGUGAGAUGAUGCAGGAAAAAUUCUCUGAAAAGUUGGAGCAAGUACAUACUGCAUACCAGAAGGCGGCUAAAAAGUGCCAAAUGAUGGAACAAGAGAUUGAGAGCUUAUCUAAAGACAAGCAGGAAGAAAAGUUUGCUGAAAAAUCCAGGCAAAAAAGAAAACUUGAUGAAAUGUUUGAUCAGUUGAGAAAUGAAUAUGAUUCAGUAAAGCGCACAGCCAUUCAGCCAAGUAAUUUCUUUUCAAGACCAGAGCCUGAUUUGUUCGCAGAUCCUGCUAAUAUGAUGGAUAACAGAGAUAAUAUGGGAAAAGAUUGGUCGGUUCUCACUCCUGAAACUCCAGGACCAAGAGAAGACGCAUGGCCUCCAGCGAGACAGAAUAAUUCCAACUCUGGGCCUUUCAAUGUCUCGAGUGGCUCCCCUGUAAGACAGUCAGCGAUACCAGUGGAUGCUGGAAAUAGACGAGCAGGUGGACGUCCUAUGCUUGGCGUUGCAACUGGAGCAAGCAAUCCCUCAAUGACCCUUAGGAAUCUCAUCCUAUCACCAAUUAAGAAACCUCAACUCUCCCGCAACAGACCACAGAUGUUCACGUAA